AUGGCGGGCACUGACCAGAAAUCUUUUUUGGGGACCUUUUCUCCGUGGAAUACUCCCAGAAGCUCUACCCCACAGCCCGCAGAUCGCCCUCCUUCCGAUGUCCUGCAGCGAUCGCAAGGGGAGGAUCACACCGUGACCCACAGGCACAAAUUGGGCCAGCGCCAUUAUCCCUCCGACUGUCCCCCACUCAGAGUGAGAUGGUAUUAUGCCGUCGAUUCGCCGAAACGGAAGCCUACACUGAAUGACCAGAAAAAAGCCGACCAGAAACCGCUGCCCAUACCUAAGAAAUUCAUUCCCUUCUCCCCAAAGGAUUCCCAGUCCAUCGAAACCGCGUUUCAGAAGCUUGUCGAGAUCGAGGAUGCCCAGGAUCAUGGCCAGACGCAGCAAAAUAGUGGUAUCCAGAGGAAUGCCACCAAGGUGGCUGUGAAUGAGGAUUAUCUCUUUGAUGUGGACGUUGAACAGAGGGAACUGAGCCCGGCAUAUUGGAUGGGGCCCGUCUAUGAAGUACGACGGGGAACAUGGUUCUUUCAGGAUGGGUCGAACAUGAAACCCUGCGAGGAGAAUCUGGCAACUCAACUAGAAGAGGGCUAUCUGAAGCUACGUCCAUGGCGGACCGAGGUCACGGAGGAUGGUUCACACGAGAAGCUCGCAGCAUCCGGGCAAGACCGAUCCAAUGACAGCGCAGACGAUAAGGUGGGCUCUCGACCAGACAUGUCCGCAUCACAUUACGUGGAAUCAACCAAAUCACCUCGCUCCCGGGGUACUGGGAAUAUACCCCCAACAUCCGCGUCGGAGUCUCGACAGUACCGUCUGUUUGGCGCCUAUAUGAAUAGGAUUGUCGCCUAUCAAGACGCUGCAACGGCCUGGGUGACCAAUGAUGAUUUCAUGUCUCGUGUAAGCACUACCGUAUAUCAAAAACUGGGGGGCGUCCCUGGAACAAAAGUGGUUCGCGGUCUGGUGGAGCCGAGACGCCCAAGAGAAGCAUCUGACUCUCGAGGGUCAGAGAGAAAAGCAACUGAGAAAUCAGGAAAGCAUGGCCCAGAGCCUCCAGCCUCUGAACCUACAACGGUAACUGGUCCCGGACCCGUGGACACGCAGGGACUGGACAACCCCACGGAAACCGGCUCGAUGGACAGACGACCCCAGUCAACCCUAGAGCGGCAAAUGUCAUCCUUGGCCGGCGAGCCCCAAAAUCCCGCUGAACUGGAGGAGCAGGCUCGUAGGCAGGAAGAACAGGAGAUGGAAGACCUGAGGGAGGUUGAUAGUGAAGAUCGAGAACGAGAAGUUGACCAUCUGAUCCUCGUCACUCAUGGUAUUGGUCAACGACUUGGUCUACGGCUGGAGAGUAUCAAUUUUAUUCAUGAUGUGAAUGUGCUUCGCAAGACGCUUAAAAAUGUCUACAAAGCGUCGCCGGACCUCCAGGCAUUGAAUGGGACAUUUGCAGAUCGUGAUGGUAAUUGUCGAGUUCAGGUUCUUCCGGUCUGCUGGCGUCAUCUUCUGGAUUUCCCCUAUCGCGGUGUCAGGCAAAAUCGGAAGGAACUCGAUCUAACCGAUGCUGAUACUGUCGAGGACGAUGCUUAUCCAAGUCUUGCGGAUAUUACACUGGAGAGUGUUCCCGCCGUUCGGAAUCUCAUCUCAGACCUCGCAAUGGACGUGCUUUUGUACCAAAGUGGGUAUUGUGAACAUAUUUCGAACAUCGUGAAACAGGAAUGCAACAGGAUUCUCCGGCUCUACAAAGAGCGCAACCCAUCAUUUAAUGGCACCGUGAGCCUUUGCGGUCACUCCCUUGGCAGCGCGAUUUUGUUCGAUAUUCUCUGUCACCAGCCAAACGCUGCCGAGGCCACCAAAGAGGCGAAAUCGACAGCACAUGGCAGCGAAGACUUUUCAGACCAACAUAAAGAGGAAAAUGCUGAGCUGGCUUUUGAUUGCGAGGAAUUCUUCUGCUUGGGAUCACCCAUCGCUCUAUUUCAAAUGCUCAAAGGGAAGACAAUUGCCGGGUAUUCACCUCUGGGCGCGAGAAACCGCAAGAGUGCUUUGGAUAUUGAAUUUGAUUCCCAUGCGCUCAAUUCUCUCAACUCUUCCAAGCGGGAGUCACAAAGUCACAUGGGCCGAAAUUUCAUUGACAACUCUGCCAUUAUCUCUGCGCCGAAAUGCCGCGAUUUGUACAACAUUUUUCAUCCCUCUGACCCAGUGAGCUACCGCCUUGAGCCUCUUGUUUCUCCUGCCAUGGCCAGUCUCAAGCCUCAGCCACUUCCGUCCGUCAAGAAGAGCCUUUGGACACAGUCGGGCCAAAGUCUAUCUAUCAUCGGAUCACGGAUGGGCCAGAGUGUGGGCUCAUUGUGGAGUAAUUUCACUUCCGGUGUCGCAAGCAGCUUGUUGAACCGCAGCUUAGGUUUGAAUGCUGAUGAGGUCUCCUCUGCCGUGAAUGCCGGAAGCAGGCCAUCCGACGACCGAGCAGGGCAUAAGCGUACACAGUCUGGGUCGCCUCAAGAUUCCUCCCAAAGGUCCGGUGAUCAUCCUCAGACACUGAUCGACUCCGACCUCGAGACUUUGUAUGAUGGAUUCCAGAAAAGUCGGGAUGGUCAUAAAAAGGAUCGCUCUGGCUCUAGCUCCUCAGGGAGUGAGAAUCAUAUGGACUCAGAAGAUCAGGAACGAAAGCUCAAGUUUGAAGAUGCCAAAGUACGCACUUUGAAUUCCAAUGGCCGGGUAGACUACAGUAUCCAAGAGUGA
Molecule: messenger RNA, 2730 nt
Organism: Penicillium argentinense
Lineage: Eukaryota; Fungi; Ascomycota; Eurotiomycetes; Eurotiales; Aspergillaceae
Product: DDHD family phospholipase
Exons: 2
Coding region: 1-2730 (909 amino acids)
Cellular component (GO): cytoplasm
Molecular function (GO): glycerophospholipase activity; metal ion binding
Source: RefSeq, a predicted model, not a curated record